This is a messenger RNA of Phyllostomus discolor (pale spear-nosed bat), 2425 nucleotides long. RefSeq names its product serum amyloid A like 1 (gene SAAL1). The transcript is spliced from 12 exons. The record is from RefSeq and is a predicted model, not a curated record. The coding region runs from base 42 to 1466 and encodes 474 amino acids. NCBI's taxonomy places the organism in Eukaryota, Metazoa, Chordata, Mammalia, Chiroptera, Phyllostomidae.
GGCUUCCGGCACGGCUCCAUCACGCUUGUAACGGCCGAAUCAUGGACCGUAACCCGUCGCCUCCUUCGCCGGCGAAUGGGGACGAGGGCGAGGAGGAGGUGGUGGGGGGAGACUGCAUAGGGAGCACGGUGUACAGCAAGCACUGGCUCUUCGGCGUCCUCAGCGGGCUUAUCCAGGUUGUUAGCCCUGAAAACAACACAUCCAUCUCAGAUGAUGAGGAGCAGCAGCAGAUGGAGCUGGAUGAAGAAAUGGAGAAUGAAAUUUGCAGAGUGUGGGAUAUGUCAAUGGAUGAGGAUGUGGCUUUAUUUCUCCAAGAAUUUAAUGCUCCUGACAUAUUUUUGGGAGUAUUGGCCAAAUCCAGAUGUCCUCGAUUAAGAGAAAUCUGUGUGGGAAUAUUAGGUAAUAUGGCCUGUUUCCAGGAUUUAUGUAUGUCCAUCAGCACUGAUAAAAAUCUUGGCCAGGUAUUACUGCACUGUUUGUAUGACUCAGACCCUCCUACUCUGCUGGAGACAAGCAGGUUGUUGCUUACGUGCCUGUCCCAGACAGAAGUGGCCAAUAUCUGGGUUGAAAGAAUCCGGGACCACCCAGCUAUUUAUGAUAGCAUUUGCUUCAUCAUGUCAAGCUCAACAAAUGUUGACUUGCUGGUGAAGGUGGGUGAAGUUGUGGACAAACUCUUUGAUUUGGAUGAGAAGCUAAUGUUGGAAUGGAUUAGAAAUGGGGCUGUUCAGCCUCCGGACCAACCCCAGGAAGAUUCUGAAGAGCAGCAAGUGUUUAGAAUUGUGCCCUGUGUACUUGAAGCUGCCAAACAAGUACGUUCUGAAAAUCUGGAAGGACUCGAUGUUUACAUGCAUAUCUUACAGCUACUUACCACAGUGGAUGAUGGAAUUCAAGCAAUUGUGCAGUGUCCCAGUACUGGAAAAGACACUUGGAAUUUACUUUUUGACUUGGUCUGCCAUGAAUUCUGCCAGUCUGACGAUCCACCCAUCAUACUUCAAGAGCAGAAGACAGUGCUCGCCUCCGUGUUUUCAGUAUUGUCUGCCAUCUAUGCUCUGCAGGUUGAACUGGAGUAUCUAAAGAUAGAAAGUGAUCUUCCUUUGAUUGACAGCCUGAUUCGUGUCUUACAAAAUAUGGAGCAUUGUCAGAAGAAACCAGAAAACUCAGCAGAAUCUAACACAGAAGAAACAAAAAAGUCUGAUUUAAGCCAAGAUGAUUUUCACUUGAAAAUCUUAAAGGAUAUUUCAUGUGAAUUUCUUUCUAAUAUUUUCCAGGUAUUAACAAAGGAGACUGUGGCUAAGGGACUAAAGGAGGGCCAGUUGAGCAAGCAGAAGUGUACCUGUGCAUUUCAAAACCUUCUUCCUUUCUACAGCCCUGUGGUGGAAGACUUUCUCAAAAUCCUGCAUGAAGUUGAUAAGACCCUUGCUGGUGACCUAGAAGAAAGCUUCCCAAGUUUAAAGGUUCAGACUUAAAAACUGAAUUGUAAUUUCUUCUUCCCAAGAAAUAAACUUUUUUUUUACUGACAGUUGAAGUUGACAUAUAGGAAAUAUUAGGUAAAGCUUAUGUAAGACCAUAAUUGUCUGGUAUUACACUCAUGUCCUUCUCACUCCCCCAGUUUUAUCUCACUUUUAGAAGAAUUAAACCAUAAGAUUUAAGUCUUACUGUUUAAACUGUAAUUGGUAGGUUUACUUUACGUGUAAUUGUAUGUCUUCAGAUCUUACCCAUAAGCUCUAUGUGACUGUCUUCAACAGGAAGUUCCAAAGGCACAGGUGAAAUCACUGCUGCCUGCUAGUGGUGCUAAACUAUUAGCUCUUGAAGUUUAAGGUUAAGGUGCAAAUAACCUUAUAAGUAAUACUCCAAGUUAUUAGUCAUGUUUACCUCAGUGCAUAUUAAUUUCACAUUUUGUUUUCCUGAGAGCACCUUUUUUAUUUAAAAUACUUUUUAUUGUUGUUCAAUUAGAGUAGUCCCCAUUUUCCCCCACUGCUCUCCCCUGCCCUGCCCCACCCUCCUCCCACAUACAAUCUCCAACUCCCCUGUCGCCAUUGUCCUUGUCCAUGGGUCUUAUUCUGUUCCUUGACUUGACCCUUCUUCUUUCCUCCAUUAUCCCUCUUCCCCCUCCCCUCUGGUCACUGUCAGUUUGUUCUUUAUUUCCAUGUCUCUGGCUCCAAGAAUACCUUUUUUAAAAGACCUUGGGUUUCUGAGGGAAAAAGUGCCAUUCAAAAUGGGUAAGUUACAGGCAAAAAGGAUGCUUUAUGGGAAGGCUAGGAAUGUCAAGUUAUUUUUAGCUUCCCUUUUCUGCCUUGAAACUGCCCUAUUUACUUGUUAUUUCUUGUUACUGUAACAUUAUGAGAUGCUACAUAAUUUCAUAAUGCUUUGAUAAUGUUUGAAAACUUCCUAAGUUAUAAAUGAUAAUAAAUUGUUUUAAAAAAAA